Brassicogethes aeneus is the source of this 977-nucleotide messenger RNA. The record is from the annotation of a GenBank genome assembly. Lineage: Eukaryota; Metazoa; Arthropoda; Insecta; Coleoptera; Nitidulidae.
AUUUCUUUCUAGGGGUGGUAACCAUGCCACCAGUCCCCCCUCAAAAAGAAUACCAAUACAAAUACGUGGACUCGCUAUGGUGCAUUUACUUGGUGUCGGUUGUAGCAGCUUGGAAUGCAGAAUUUUUGACCUACCCCUUGGACUUGAUAAAGACUAGGCUUCAAAUACAGGGCGAACUAGCUAAGAAUGGCAAAAAGUUGGCUUACAGGGGGAUGUUGCAAACCGCCCUGGGCAUUACCAGAGAGGAAGGGAUCCUUCGCCUAUGGCAGGGGUUACACGCCGCUUGCGCACGCCAUAUGGUUUACUCAGGGACUAGAAUUAUUACCUACAAGGCGCUUAAAGAAAAAAUGUUCAAGCAAAAGCCAGGAGAUAACAAUUUCCCCCUGUGGCAAUCUGCCGUUUGUGGCGUAUCAGCAGGCGCUUUCGCGCAAUACAUAGCCUCCCCUGCGGAUUUGCUGAAGGUGCAACUGCAAAUGGAGGGUAGACGUAAACUGAUGGGGCUCCCGCCUAGAGUGACCGGGUUACACGACGCUUUCCAGAAAAUAUGGAAAACUGGCGGCAUCAGGGGGCUGUGGAAAGGUUCCGUGCCCAACGUGCAGAGGGCGGCGCUGGUCAAUUUAGGCGACCUGACCACCUACGAUAUGGCCAAGAGGUUCAUAAUGAAACAGACUGGUUUACCCGACGAGCAUUUGCUUCACAUAUUGAGCAGUAGCUGCGCUGGGUUUGUAGCUGCCUCAAUGGGCACGCCAGCUGACGUCAUUAAAACCAGGGUUAUGAAUCAGCCUUUCGACGACAAGGGGAGGGGUGUUCUGUAUAAAUCCUCCAUAGACUGCCUAAAACAAACAGUAAAAGCGGAGGGUGCGUCCGCUUUAUAUAAAGGUUUUAUACCCGUUUGGAUGAGGAUGGCGCCUUGGUCCCUAAGCUUUUGGCUGACCUACGAAGAAGUACUUUCUUUAAUGGGGGCCCGCAGCUGGUAA